AUGUCGUUCUCCAACGUAGAACAAUUGUUGGCUUCGUUGGCCACACAGCCAUCCUAUGGCUUGAGAGCCACGCUCAACCAAGCCAGGCUGAUCAGAAGAACGGCUGACCAACGCCAGUCCUCUCCCUCACCCCCAUCGUCCCCAGCUCCCGCUUCAGAAGCCGGUCCAUCCAGCCCAAAAAGACCCAAUUCAGCCCAAGAAAUGGCUGAAAAGCCAAAGACUAAACUGGAAUUAAAGUUAAUUCCAAUUAGUCCGGCUUCAUCGCCAGAAUCAAGCCCAAUCAAGAAAAUGGCUCCAGAAUUCCACAAAACACCGCAGGAGCCUUCAACCAGCGCAGCGGCUUCAGAAGCCACGACCAAGGCCAAAAAGACUGAAGAGCCGGCUACAGAAGAAGCCGCGGCAAAGAAGUCUAGAAAACGGACGAGAAAGAAUAAGGAAGAGGAUGAGCCACCAUUGAAGAAGAUAAUCAGAGAUAGGAUGCAACAGAUCGUCAGAUGGGAGAUGCAGCAUCCGAGGGCCAUAGAAGUGCCAACGCCAAGGAACGAUGAAGAAGAAAUCACCAUUCUUCGAGCCCUGUAUAGAAGCCCCAGCAAGUCUGGAGGUAUUAUAAAAUUUCGUUAUGCCUAA
Molecule: messenger RNA, 627 nt
Organism: Bursaphelenchus okinawaensis
Lineage: Eukaryota; Metazoa; Nematoda; Chromadorea; Rhabditida; Aphelenchoididae
Source: the annotation of a GenBank genome assembly